Molecule: messenger RNA, 1782 nt
Organism: Venustampulla echinocandica
Lineage: Eukaryota; Fungi; Ascomycota; Leotiomycetes; Helotiales; Pleuroascaceae
Exons: 5
Coding region: 1-1782 (593 amino acids)
Molecular function (GO): nucleic acid binding; RNA-DNA hybrid ribonuclease activity
Source: RefSeq, a predicted model, not a curated record
AUGAUUCGGAAUCAACGAACGUUUAUCCGGUAUAGCUAUAACUAUACUGCUAAACGCGACUACUUUAUAGCUAAAAACACCUACUUUUUAGCUAUAAAGCAGCUUUGGCUUAACUUAACUAUACCGGAGCUGGCUACCGCUUGUACGACUAAGCUUAAGGGCAAAACACCUGGACCGGAUCUAAUUACGCAAAUAAUUAUUCAACACGCCUAUUACGCUAUUCCGGAAGUCUUCUUUAGGCUCUUUUCGGCUCUAAUUGACGUUGGAUACUACCUUACUUGCUGGAAACAAGCUACUGGAGCGAUUCUCAAAAAGCCAGGAAAGCUUAAUUACACUUUACCUAAAGCGUAUAAAGUAAUAUCACUCCUCAAUUGCUUAGGCAAAGUCAGCGAACGGAUUCUAGCUCAACGAUUAGGCUAUUUAGCUGAAACAACUCAACUACUCCACCUUAGUCAAAUAGGGGGUAGGCUCAAAAAGUCAGCUAUUGACGCAGCUUUGCUCUUCAAUAACGAGGUCGAAAUAGGCCUAAAGCGGAAGCAAAAAACGUCGGCUUUGCUAUUAGACGUCAAAGGAGCCUUCGAUCACGUAGCUAAGAAUCAGCUAUUAUCGAUACUCAAGGACCUACGCCUACCUACUAGCUUAGCUAGCUGGGUACAGUCGUUCCUGAGUAAUCGCUUAUUACGCCUAGCUUUUGAUAGCCAAAUAGAGCAAUUCGCUAGCCUCAAUACUGGAAUCCCCCAAGGUUCUCCGAUAUCCCCUAUCCUGUUCCUUAUUUAUAUAAGGAGUCUCUUCACCGGUAUAGUUACAGCUCGCCCACUCUCCUACAUCGACGAUAUAGCUCUUAUAGUUACUACACCUAACUAUACGAGUAAUAUCAAGAUACUAGAGAGAGAAGCAGCUAGGCUAUUUGAUCAAGGGGCUAAAAGUGCAAUUCAAUUUGAUCUUGCAAAGACCGAACUAAUCCACUUUGGGCCGAGUAAAGCCAAGCUACGCCUACCGGAUCAAACUCGAAUAGAGCCGAAACAGCUAGUUAGGCUUUCUAAAAACCACCCAGUUAAUUUAGAAGCUAGUAAGAAUACUGAACGAGCUAGUGCCGAUUUAGCCAAUAGAUCAAUAACUAGGCAAUAUUUAGCUAAUUCGGAACCCGACGAUACUGAACCAACUUUAGCUAUACAGCUAGACCGGAUUACCAGCUCAAUUAACUGUAUAGCCCGAAAAACACCCUAUUCGGUCGAAAUCAGUCAAUUGCCCAAAGAAGAAGAAGCUGUAGCUCAUAAUACCCGAAUAUCGAUCCCGAAUACCCGGAUUACUCACGUUUACUCUGAUGCUUCCUAUAUACCUGACGGUAUAGGUGUCGGGGUCGGUAUAGUUAUACCUACCCAGUAUAGUAGUAUAGUUAAUAUCGGAGCCCAACAGCUUGUUUAUAAUAGAGAACUUGAAGGAGUUACACAGGCUAUUGAGUACGUUAGCUCAAUAGCUAUACCCCGGCAAAAAUACCGGAUCUACUCCGACAACCAAGCUGGACUAUACUGCCUGAAAACACCCAGCGAUAACCCCGGCCAAGCUUGCCAAAUCAGGGCUAUUCAGGCUACCGAAGCAGCAAUCCAAAAAGGGGCUAGUAUCGAGCUAGCUUGGGUACCAGGGCAUACUGAUAUCGAAGGAAACGAGCUUGCCGAUCGCUUAGCUAAGCGAGCUACACUUGAAGAGCCUAGCUCUAACAGUACUAGCUUCGUUUACCUAACUCAAGCUAGGCCACAGAUACCUCAAAUCGUACCUAUUUAG